This is a messenger RNA of Venustampulla echinocandica, 1653 nucleotides long. RefSeq lists its product as uncharacterized. Lineage: Eukaryota; Fungi; Ascomycota; Leotiomycetes; Helotiales; Pleuroascaceae. Gene Ontology annotation, biological process: regulation of DNA-templated transcription; DNA-templated transcription. The coding region runs from base 1 to 1653 and encodes 550 amino acids. The record is from RefSeq and is a predicted model, not a curated record. Gene Ontology annotation, cellular component: nucleus. The transcript is spliced from 5 exons. Gene Ontology annotation, molecular function: zinc ion binding; DNA-binding transcription factor activity, RNA polymerase II-specific; DNA binding.
AUGGGUCCCGCCAAUGUCGACCUUCAACCACCCAAGGCGAUUGGGACACAUACCGAAGGCACCGAUGCGCCCAUACGAGCACUUCAAGUGUGCUCGCACUGCAAGAGUAUCAAAAAGGGUUGUGAUAAAAAGCUGCCAAGGUGUAGCCAAUGCAUCAAACGACGUGCAGUGUGUCGAUACAGCGAACCUUCUUCACCACGGCGAUAUGGCGAUGAGAUCGUGGUGGCAGUCCCUGCUAUAGAACCCAGUGGCUCUUCGACUUCUUGGACGUCAAUCCCAAAACCUAUACCGACAAGAUCGAAUCCUUGUAUCCAAUUGUCGAUGCUAUUGAUGAACUCGAUAUCAGAUGUAAUGCAACCCAAGGGCUCUAGUCUCCCUAUCUCGACGGAUGCUGUUUUCCACUCCCAAGUCUGCAACAUCAUUCGAGCGGAUGGCCAGUACGUUGAGGACAUCGUCACGAAGUAUUUUAAUGGAGUUCAUGGGUGGCUUCCGAUCAUUUCGAAGACGCGAUUUUAUGAUAUGUUUCGAUCAUCACAAACCGCACCUAUGGCAGACUUCUCGAUUCUCCUGCUCGCCAUGCGGCUGAUAAUUCAACAUCCCUCUCCGGAUCCUGAUGAUGAUCGGGAUCGCGAGAUACUCUAUCUCGCAACCAAGACACUUUUGGCACAGGCGCAAAGCUUCACCCCGUCAUCAUUACGUCUUAUCCAGGCGGGAAUCAUCGUCGCUCACUAUGAGCAAGCAAAUGGCAUGGUUGACGCUGGGUAUGUAACUAUUGGCACAUGUGCAAGAAUGGCAAUUGCGAUUGGUAUGCAAAAUCCGAAGUGUUCAGAAGCGCCGCUUGGUAGUGACUCCUGGACUCAUGACGAGGAAGUUCUUUCCACAUGGUGGGGGCUCGUGAUAUGCGAUAGUAUAAUUGCAUCCAACCCUCGAAUGGCCGGCCGUCCUUUAGCAUGGCGCCCUAUUCGUCAUAACGAUUAUUUGCCUUUGGAAGCUGAUGAGCUAGUUUCCCAUGCUACUAAGCUGAUGAACCUAGAACCCCGCUAUUUUGUGUCAUCGACUCUACCUCGCAUAGGCAUGUUCGGUGGUGAAGCCCAGGCGAUAUACUUGCUACAGAAGGUUAGACUUGCGAUUAAUGAGCGACAAGUAAAUGCGGAGACUCUAAUGACCCUCGGCCGUGAACUGCAAAACCUCUUGACUGCCAAUAUGAAUCAGCCGACUGGACGGUGGUGUCAUUACAGUCCUGCUACGAAGAUUUUGAUUGUGGCUAUGUACACAUUGAACCGGGCUGCGUCCAAUGCGACUGAUAUCGACCACCGGUCAGAUUGUGUAGGAGCAAUCAGGGUCACUCUCGACACUAUUACUAGAAUGGUCAUCGACAUUGCACACGCUUUCAACAAGGAAUGCCAUACGUUUGACAUCGAAACAUUCCCUCCAUCCGUUGCAGACAUCGUACAGUGUGCCCAGGAGCAUAUUUUAAUGUGCCAGGACUUUGGAAAUGAGCAGUGGAUCCAGGACUUUGAAGCAUUGAGAAAAAUGCUGCAAUAUUUUAAUAAGCGGUGGACUCUUGCAGGUCAAGAGCUUUGUCUUUUAGACAAUGCCGUCGAGAGCACGAUGCAAAAACGGCAACAAGCUGCAUUUAGUAGAUGCACUUGA